AUGUUCCACAGUCUAAAACCUGUCAAACUACAGCCAUUUCUCGCUCCUUCCUCCCAACCUCACCCGCCUCCCCCCAGCCUCACCCGCCACCCCUAUCCUCACCCGCCUUCCCCUAGCCUUACCCCCCCACCCUCACCCGCCUUCUCCCAGACUCACCCGUCUCCCCCCAGCCUCACCCGCCUUCCCCUAGCCUUACCCCCCCACCCUCACCCGCCUCCCCCCAGCCUCACCCGUCUCCCCCCAGCCUCACCCGCCACCCUCAUCCUCACCCGCCUUCCCCUAGCUUUACCCUCCCACCCUCACCCGCCUUCUUCCACCCUCACCCGCCUCCCCCCAACCUCACCCACCACCCUAACCCGCCUUCCCCCACCCUCACCCGCCUGGACGGACACAUGGUAUUAG
Knipowitschia caucasica is the source of this 402-nucleotide messenger RNA. NCBI's taxonomy places the organism in Eukaryota, Metazoa, Chordata, Actinopteri, Gobiiformes, Gobiidae. The record is from the annotation of a GenBank genome assembly.